AUGUCGCUUCCCGCAUAUUCGAUUCGCCAAAAUGAAUCAAAUCCAACGAUUUUGAAAACUCUUCAGGUAAAAAGAAUCACGAUUUUUGAUGUAUUUUCAAAUUUUACCUAUUUAGUUUCUCGAUCAAGCCAAUGUUCUAUUGAAAAAAGAUAUAUUGACCGGAGAACAAAAGAAAAUACUUUUGAAGAAAGUUGGAGAAUUGAUUGGAGAAUGUGAGUUAUCUAAUUUAUUUCUGAUAUUUGUUGAAUUUUUCAGUGAACCGAAGAUAUAAAUUGGAUGAAGAUGCGAUUUCUGAAAAUAGUGAUGCGAAGCGAAUGGAAUCACUAAAAAUGGUAUUUCAACAAUCUUUGGAAUUCGCUGAAAAUCGAAAAAUCUUGGAUGACUUGUCGAAAGAAAUUUUGGAAGUGAAAUUCGAUAUUCAAAAAACCGAAAAUGAUAUAAGAAGUCUGAGUAGCAGCGUUGCAAAAGUAAAAAAUCAAAUCGAAGUCGUAAAUAAAAAACAGGAAAAACGAAAGAUAUCUGCAAUCAAUGCAAAUUUCGAAUUGGAACAACAAGCAGAGAUAAUUCGAAAGAAUUUGGAAAAUUCGACUGAAGUUGGACAAUUGCGACAUUUGGAGGAAGAACAACGUUCGAUUGAGAAAGAUGUCGAAAAUCUGAAAAUUGCUGAUAAGCAAACUCUUGAAAAUAUCAGAGUAAUGAAAGCAACAUGUAAGUUUUGUAGUGAAUUUAUUUAAAACAUUUGCAUAUUAACGUAUUACAGUGAAAGCUGAAACCAAAAAACCAUUUGUCAAGUUGGUUGUUGAAAUUGCAAAACAACAUCGUCUUUAUAAUGUGCUUAUGCCAAAGUUGGAAAAAUCACGAGCAAAUGUGGAAAAAUUGAAAGAAGAAGAGGCUAAAAGAAGAGCAUCUGGUAAUUUGGAUGACACUAUUCUUUUCGAUGAUUCAUUUGUCAAAGCUUCGGUAUGUUUAUAUUUCAAAGUUUCAAAAUUAUGUCGAAUUUUUAGCAAGAAGCUCAAAAUCAAGUGUCAAAUGUUUCAAAUGAUGUUCAACCAGCGAAAAAAUCAGUGAUUCCACAAGUUCGACCAAUGACAACAAGUCAAUCAACAGAACAAAUCAAUACUUCGAUGAGAAGUAUUAAUUCGAUGCAAAGUGAAACGAGAGUUUUGCCGCCAGCUGAAUCAGUUCAAGAAAAAGUUGUUGAACAAGAUGAAGAAGAACCAAUGGAUCAGACAACUCACGAUAUUGAUGAAGAAAAAAAUGAACAGCGAGAAUACUGUAAGACAUUUUUGAAUUACCCGGGAAAAAUAUUGUUUUUUAGACACUCGAACAAGAUGCUGAUCAACAAGUUCAAGAAGAAGAGGAAGAGCGAGAAAUCGAAUUCGAUAAUAAUAUGGAAGAAGAAGUUGUUAUGGAAGAAGAGGAGGAAGAAGAGAGAGAAAAUCCAAUUGUAGAGGAAACACAGAAAGAAGCUGAACUCAAUGUUUCGAAAUCUGGCAACAAUUCCAAAAACAAUAGUGGAUUUUUCAAUGAUUUAUUGGCUAAAAAAGGCGAUGGAACAAACAACCGGGAAAAUGAUUCUGUUUUGAAUGUGAGCAGUGGAGAUGAAAAUGGCGAUUUUUUGAACGGUUUGAGAGAUGAUGAAGGGCAAAGCCAAGCUUCUGAGAAUUUCUCGUUUAAUCUUUUUGGCUCCAGUGGCGCUGCAAAUGGAGAAAACAAUGAUUUAGGUUAGGAUUUAAAUAACACAAUUUUUUAUUUUCUAAUUUUCAAAAUAAAAUUGCAGACUUUGAUUUCAAUUUCGGCGGUGGCGGCAGCGGUUCAGACAAUGAUGACAAUUUCAAUCUUUUCGGCGCCGGCGAUUCACCAAACAAAUCUGCCACUGGAGAUGGAGGAGCAAAAGCGUCGUCUUCAGAUCCAUUUGGUUUUGGAAAAUCAGCAGAGAAUACUGGUUUCAGUUUCAAUUUUGAUGAUGCUGGAAGUUCGGGAAAUGAUGGCGGAAAUUCAUCGUUUUUCAAUUUUUAA
This is a messenger RNA of Caenorhabditis angaria, 2019 nucleotides long. NCBI's taxonomy places the organism in Eukaryota, Metazoa, Nematoda, Chromadorea, Rhabditida, Rhabditidae. The record is from the annotation of a GenBank genome assembly.